AGACGGCGCGGCCGCUGUAACACUGUGAAAUCGACAAGUGAAACGGACACAUUGUGUCCGGCUGCCUUUUGUCCGCGGCGCCCACCCGCCUCCCAGCAUGGGUAGUUCCAGCAAGCAAGAAGUUUACCAAAACUUCCUGGAGUUUUACCGAGAAGCUCCCUCCUCGGGCACCGCGUCGCCCUGCACCGGGGAAGAGCAGGUGCGUCUGGGCAGGCACUUCCUCAAUUCCGUGCCCAGCUCGGGACACCGGUUCCAGUUGCUGGAUUUCUACCGGCUCGCCCAGGAGUUUGUUGUUGGUCAGCAUUUGGGACGCGAUGGCUUCCGGGGCCUAAGCAAAGCUUUCGAGCUGCUGGAGAUGCUUGCCGUCAACCUGUACUUGUGGCCUUGGCGGAAGGAGAUCAGGUCGAUCAAGCUCAAGCUGUUCUUCCGUGGUAAGGCCCACCAAUUCCGAGGCAAAUGGAAAAGGACGCACGUGGGCUUUCCACCGGCUGUCGCUAUCACGGGAUUUCUAGCGUUUCUUCUGACCUUUACUGGAGCCUUUGUGUACUUUAUCCAACCCGUCUUUGCGCCCAGUGUUCUUCAGGACAUCUUGCAAAAGCUGGGCUAUGUUCGGCAAGGAGCCAGUGAAUACGUGAUAUUGAAGCAGGUCAACGAGGAGGAAAUUGGCCAGCUGGGAUUUGAGUUCUUCUUGGCCCGGGCAGAGUGCGAGCUAAUGCAGGAGAUGUUGAACGAAGCUACGCAUCGCAGUUGUGAGGAUAUCGUCCAGCUGAGGUGCACCUCUCCUCCGAGGGAAGCUGACUGCAUGAAUCUCCAGAACACUGGCUCAAGGUUGGGUGAGGGGGCUGUUGUGGGGAACAACUGGAGCUCCGAAACGGAUCUGCCGUCCCGCAAAGACCCUGUCCAGUCUGAAUUCUCUGACACCCCUUUGCCCCUGAUGGAGAACAACACAGGCAGAAUCUUCGGAGGAGCAUCUGAGGCCUCAAAUGAUCCCUUGGGGUCCUCGAGGGCUCCCAUUCCCGAUAAUAUUGACCUUUAUAGUGACUACAAUGAUGAGAAUGUGAGGGGCCACAUUUCGCCCCUGUAUCCGGAGCAGUGCAGUUCUAUGCUGGCUUUGGAGCAGCCACUCUUGGGAAAUACCAGCUUCAAAGCAGUUGGAAAUCUGUCCCCAGGGCAGACAGGGCCCCUCUCCCUGAGUUUUUACUCCAGCUCAUUUCUGAUCGACCGUCAGCCAGACGGCAAACCCCCGGGCAACCAGGGCAGUGAUGUCCUGAGCCAGAGGGACCCGCAAAAAUCAGAGGCCGCCAAAGAGGAGUGUAGUGAGAGCUGGAGGCAUGGCCGAAGCACCCAGAGUAAGGCCCCCCAGUACAACAAUUGGAAAAAGGAUCACAACACGGUGGUGGAGAUAGAGCUGAAGAACAUGGACUCUAGUAAGCUUCCCUACUCCACGGCGGAGACCACCAACGGUGCCUUGUUCCACCAGGGGGGCCACUUCAGUGCCUCUGAGUCGCAGGAGCCAUUGGGGUUCAGAGGGCAGUGCCGGACUCAGCUGCCGUCAGCUUGUCAUGUGCUGAGACCCUCCGAGUGUUGCCUGUGCCCAUCGACGGCGUUCCCUGCCGGGCGGCAUCCGCUGGGGAACCACGGGUUCCGAGACAGCCCGGCCCAGGGGGGCAGCGUGGUCCGCGAGCCUCCCCAGUCCCACUACAUCCCGCCGGGCAGCCCCGGCGACCGGCCUGUCCCCGCUGCCAGCGCGUGCCGCGUCUGCUGCAGCCCCCUCGCCACCGCCCAGCCAAUACACGAGGAGUGCCUCCACGUGCGGGAGGUGGCAGCGGGCGGCGACUCGGACUCCUACCUCUACGUCAGCCGGGUGGCGUGCGGGCGGGCGGACAUGUGCCGCCGAUGCCAGAAAGCCUCUCGGGACCCAGCUCCCUCCGACGAUGACUUGGAGAGCCUCCAGGCGGGUCAGAUCCGCUGAUCAUUCCUGACUCGUUUACAGCUUUGCCGCACCGGGUCUCAAAAGAGUGAACUGACCUUGGCUUGCUCCCUGCCAAACUCAACGCUGUUUCAAAGAAGUGCUUGCGCGCGAAGAUUGGUUUCUGCUGACUGGCUUUGCCCAGGGAGGAUGUCAGAGUCUGAAAAGAACCAAAGAAGAUUGUCACGUGUACAAUGAAGCAUACAUUGAAAUGCAUUAUUUUGCGUCAACACCAACACCACCCUGGGAUGUGCGCCUGUAAAUGUUGCCAUACUUCUGACACUGAAUGCAGGACAUUGGGACUAGUGUGGGCUGGUUGAGCACAAGGACCUGUAUCCAUGCUGUAUUGCCUUUGACUACAUUGUUUCUAGAAUGUUCCACCACUGGGGUUUCUAUUCAGUCUGCAGUUGGUGUGUUUAUCUUUACAGCUUUUUCUGAAUGAGGGUGGAAGAUGAUUUGUUUUAUUUGUCACGUGGACAUCAAAAUAGAGUGUAAUGCAUCACUUGCGUCAAUGACCAACACGUGUGUGGGGGGGGGGGGGGGGGUGGUGGCAGCCUGCCAGUGUCGCCAACAUAGCUUGCUCACAACUUACUCACCCUAAACCCUAUAUCUUUGGAAUGUGGGAGGGAACUCCUUAGAGACAGUGGCAGGAAUUGAACCUGGUUCACUGGCGAUGCAGUGUUACGCUACUGUGAUGCCCACAGCUUCCCUGCACUGAGUUUUAGAGCAAUGAUCUGGCCAGGGCUUUCGUUUCUGCUGCCUGGUUUUGCACAGGGUGAGCAAUCACUCGGUCUGGACCAAGGGCCCUGUUAAGUGUCAAGAGAAGGUAGGUGAAUCCUCAACACCAACGCCCCAUGCGAGUGCGAAACCAGUUACUACCAAGUAGUGAGUGGACAUCAAGCACUUUGCCCGAGGGUUUCUUCGGUCCGGUGUCUCAGACCUUGCCUUUUCUCUGAAUGAAAGCAGCACUCUCGCUGGGGAACAGUGAGCCAUGAUGAAAAAGACAAACCCAGAAUCACUAUCAGAUUUAACGUACAGAUUAUAAUACAAAUUAAUUAAGUAAUGCAAAAAGAGAGCAAACAAAAAGAAACAUCUGAAUUAGUGUAGAUGGGUUCGUUGUCCAUUGAGAAAUUGAUGGUGGUGGGGGAGAAGCUGUUCCUAAACCUCCUGUACCUCCUCCUUGACCGUAGCAACGGGAAGAGGGCAUGUCCUGAGAAAUGGGGGUACUUAAUGAUGGAUGCCGCCUUUUUGAAGCAUCAUCUUUUGAAGGUGUCCUCAGUACUGGGGAGGACAUCUGCACGGGUCGUGGGAGUCCAUGGCAUAAAAAUGAUUGGAAACCCUCGCUCUCGAGAAAGCAACCAAAGUUGUCCAGCCUCUACUUCUAGCUCAUAAAUUCCAGUGCAGGUUGGCAUUCUGAUGAACUUUUUCUGCACACCCUUCUCCAGACAAAGUUUUACACAGCUCGUACCGACUCUGUAUCUUGGCCUGACCAAUGAAGACAAGCAAACCAUACAAGUUCAAGUUUAUUGUCGUCUGAUUGUACGUAUAUACAACCAAAUGAAACAACAUUCCUCUGGGCCAUAGUGAGUCCAUGAAACAUUUCACACACAGCAUAUAGAACAAUAUUACCAUAAUUUCAUAAAUUAUGAUUCAAGAUACAUGCCGUUGCACAGUACAGGAAAACAGUGAACAGGUUGCUGUCCUAGUGGCAGGACCGCGGUGGUGGCAGGGUAUUCAUUCGUCUCACAGCCUGAGGCCUUCUUUACAACCUUCUCUACUUAUCUUGCUACUUUCAGAGAGUUAUGGGCUUGCACCCCUAGAUUCCCCUGUACACCAUUGCUCCUAAGGGUCUUUCCAUUUACUGUGCAUUUGACCUCCUUGUCCAGCUCAAACUCUGCCCCUGCCAUCAGAGUGUCACAUUAACCCAGUUCUGCCAAUCAUUCAAAGAGAUGGAAACCUUUGGGUUAUUAAAAUUGAAAGUAAAUUUAUUAUCAAAGUAUGUUACCAUAUACUAUCUUGCUGGCAUUUACGGGAAAAUAAAGAAAUGCAAAAAAAAACUAAACAUACACAAAGACUAGCAAACAACCAAUGUUCAGAAGAAGACAAACUGCAAAUAAAAAGUACUGAAACCAAGAGUUGUACCGAGUGAAGUUAUCCACACCGGAUUGUUGUAGGGUAAUAACUGUUCCUGAACCUGGUGGUGUGGGACCUCCUCCCUGCUGGCGGUAGUGAGAAGAGAGCAUGGCCUGGGUGGUAGAGGGUGGGGAGGGUGUAGGAGAGUUGCUCACCAGCACUUGAUCUACAGGCUCAUCCAGGUGCUCAAACAUCCUGUGUGUCUCUGUCAGCUCAGUCAAGUGUGUUCCAGAUUCUGACCACACCCAGACCUGGCUUGGUCCUCUCACUCUUCAUCUUGAGCAGACCCUGACCUCAUACGCCUCUGCCGUGGGGAAGAGAUGAUCUCAAUGUCCAUUGGAAUGUGUUGUUUAUGUCAACAACCAACACAGUCCGAUGACGUGCUGGGGGCAGCCUGCGUGAUGGGCGCUGCUUCCUUGAGGCAGCUGUCCGUGUGAGUGUGCAGAGUAGAGAGGAGGGCUCUGCCUGUGAUGGGCUGGGUUGUUGCCAACACUUUCUGUAGGCAUUUCCCGUUCCUGGGCAUUGCUGUUUCCACAUCAGGCUGUGACAAUUUGUCAGUUUUGUAACGUCCUCAACCGGCUCUCUCCAAUUUCUCAAUUGUAUUUCAAAAGUGAAGUAAAAUUGUUAAACUGCA
Molecule: messenger RNA, 4736 nt
Organism: Hypanus sabinus (Atlantic stingray)
Lineage: Eukaryota; Metazoa; Chordata; Chondrichthyes; Myliobatiformes; Dasyatidae
Exons: 3
Coding region: 98-1972 (624 amino acids)
Cellular component (GO): cytoplasm
Source: RefSeq, a predicted model, not a curated record